CUGUUUCUCAUCGGAAGCGGAAGUAAAGAAUCCAUAACGUACAUAACUGUUUGAUUUCUAGGAAACGGUCAUGUACGCUUAAGUUAAAGUGCUCUACAACUUUUUAGGAGAAGUCUUGAAAAGCAAAUGGCCAAAGAAAAACGACACAGGAGAAGGGACUCGCCCGAAAUGAAAGUUAAGGUGAAACAAGAGAAGCUAAGCCCCGCCAGGCCGCACAGAACACGCCGCUCGCCCAGUGACAGUAACAGAAGCCCACCGAGGAGGAGAGCCAGCAGGUCGCCUGUUAGGGCAGGCGAACGCUCGGCAGGCAGGAGAAAGAGCCCCCCUCCCCGGCGAGGUAGCAGAUCUCCUCGGAGGAGAAGUCCUCAUCGCAGUGCUGAUGUCAAGUUAAAGCGGGAGCGUGACGAGCAUCGUUCGGGCGGCGAUGAGCAGAGAAGAAGAAACGAGCAGCCGGAGGAAAGGCGCAGCAAGUGGGAAUCGGAGCGACCUCACGAGAGAGAACGUAACGGCGACAGACGGCGGGAGCGGGACGCGGCCACCUCGCAGCAAGCGGAGCGCCGCCAGCACGACGAGCAGCGGCGGGAAAAUCGGGAAAGGCGCGAGGAGAACCAGGAAAUGAACUUUGGCCGUCAGGAGAGCGCCAGCAGCAGCCCGACGGAGCCCCCCGCCGACAAGGAGAAGCCCAACUUUGGCCUGUCGGGGGCGCUCACGGAAGACACCAACACCUUCCGGGGAGUUGUGAUCAAGUACAACGAGCCGCCCGAGGCGCGCAUUCCCAAGCGGAGGUGGCGGCUCUACCCGUUCAAGAACGACGAGCAGCUUCCCGUCAUGUACAUUCACAGACAGAGUGCCUACUUGUUGGGGAGACAGCGCAAAAUCGCCGACAUUCCCAUCGAUCACCCGUCCUGCUCCAAGCAGCACGCCGUCUUCCAGUACAGAGUGACGGAGUUCACGCGGGCCGACGGCACCGCGGGCCGCCGGGUGAGACCGUACAUCAUCGACUUGGCGUCGGGCAACGGCACUUACCUGAACAACCAGCGGAUCGAGGCGCAGCGCUACUACGAGCUCAAGGAGAAGGACGUGCUCAAGUUCGGCUUCAGCAGCCGCGAGUAUGUCCUGCUGCACGAGUUCUCGGACACCAGCGAGGUGGACGUCAAGGAGCAGCCGGACGAGGAGGACGAAGGCCUGGAUGAGUAACAAAAGAGAGAGAGAUGUUCCAAUUGUAUGAUGUGCUUGGUCUUUUGUGUUUCGAGACGGGACCUGAUGAAGGAAGCGGUCGAGCGUGACCUUAAGGUGGAGCCUUUUUAUUUUCUCACGUCAGUCAUGUAAAAUGACAUUUUUCUACUGUAAAUAAAGACUGUCAACUAUUAAA
Syngnathus typhle (broad-nosed pipefish) is the source of this 1372-nucleotide messenger RNA. It is a transcript of the gene snip1, whose product is annotated as Smad nuclear interacting protein. Gene Ontology annotation, biological process: miRNA processing. NCBI's taxonomy places the organism in Eukaryota, Metazoa, Chordata, Actinopteri, Syngnathiformes, Syngnathidae. The transcript is spliced from 4 exons. Bases 127 to 1197 code for a protein of 356 amino acids. The record is from RefSeq and is a predicted model, not a curated record. Gene Ontology annotation, molecular function: protein binding; mRNA binding. Gene Ontology annotation, cellular component: nucleus.